This is a messenger RNA of Anastrepha ludens (Mexican fruit fly), 3326 nucleotides long. RefSeq names its product choline/ethanolamine kinase. The record is from RefSeq and is a predicted model, not a curated record. Gene Ontology annotation, biological process: CDP-choline pathway; phosphatidylethanolamine biosynthetic process. Lineage: Eukaryota; Metazoa; Arthropoda; Insecta; Diptera; Tephritidae. Gene Ontology annotation, cellular component: cytoplasm. The transcript is spliced from 8 exons. Gene Ontology annotation, molecular function: choline kinase activity; ethanolamine kinase activity. The coding region runs from base 788 to 2110 and encodes 440 amino acids.
AUCAGCGUAAGCCAAUUUUUAGAUAAUUUAGUCAACGUCCUCGCUAAAGAGUUAGGCGCAGCAGUUGAGUAGCAAAUUGAAAACAAAAAAGGAGAAAAACCGGAAGAAUUGAGAAUAUUGGCGAUAAGCUAAUGCCUGAAGAGCCCAGAUAACAAAAACAUCACAUUGCUUAUUGCUCACAAACAACAAAAAUAGACUGUUCGCCUGGUGCUGGCAGUCAGUUACUCAUAAGCUUCGUACGGAGUGAAUUCGAUUUUCUUAUAGCUGCGGUACACGAAAUAUUUUAUUCGUGUUUUUCACAAUUUCUGAGAGUUAAAAUCACAUUUAGGUGGAGUACAUAAAAUAAACAAAAUAAAACCAAUUCUUAAGCAAAAAUAAAAGACUGAAAUAAUUGAAAACAAGCUAAAAUUAAUUAAUUAAUUUUGCAUGUUAUUUUGUGUUGACUUGUAAUUCGAGCAGAAGAAUAUAUUUCAUACAUUACCUAAAAAUAUAGAAUAGAUAAUAAUAGAAGGGCUCAUUAAGUGCGGUUAAUAGUGGUGUGUAUGUGUGUGAUAUUUGUAAAAAUAAUUUAAAUUACAUACAAGUACCGAGUACACCUGUUUUGUUCCCAACGUAUUGCUGCUUAUUGAAAAAAAAAAAACAGCUAAAAACGUGAGCGAACAAAGCGCUUGGAGGCGAACGUACAAACGAAAAUUGAAGGCAAGAGUGCUGCGCAGUUACCAAGGUGAAAACGCAGCAACGUCAAAAACACUGUAUAAAACCGGGACAAUCGCACUGUCAAUCAUCGAUGUCGACGCUACAAACGGCCUCGACCGAGGAAAUUCGCGUGCUAGCUGCUCGAUUGUGCCGCGAAUACUUGACUGGCCGCUGGAAAACGAUCAACCAGGCUGAUAUAAUUGUCAAAAAGAUCAAUGGCGGAUUGUCGAACCUCCUGUAUUAUGUAAGUCUACCGGCGAAUGACAAUAACUCCCAGUUUAUCCAAGAUCAUUCCACAGCACCUCAAGGAAGUGAGGAUUAUGUCAAAUUGAAUUCAGAUAGUUCUGAUUGCGACAGUAUAAAUAAUAAUAGUAGUGAUGAGCCAUUAUCCUUAGCGGCAAGACAAUCUACCAGUGAGCCAAAUGAGGUCUUACUUCGCAUCUACGGAGAAGUCCAUGGCGAGGAAGACGACGCCUUAGCUGGCAUUAUCACAGAAUCUGUUGUUUUCGCAUUAUUGAGCGAAAGAAAUUUCGGGCCUAAACUAUAUGGAAUUUUUCCUGGUGGACGCCUUGAACAAUACCUCAAUGCACGCGCUCUACUAACCCAGGAAUUGGCAGUACCGAAAAUCUCACAGAAAAUUGCCGAGAAACUGGCAGAAAUACACACUUUAGAUAUCCCCAUGUCAAAAGAGCCAGAAUGGCUGUGGAACUGCAUUGAGCGAUGGCUUAAAACAGUGAACAAAAUUUUGGCGCGAAGCGAUUGGGGUGAUAAAGCAGCGCUGGUGAAUGAAGUGAAAAGUUUUGAUUUCCGCAAGGAAAAGGCCUGGCUGCAAUCUGUCAUCAAUCAAGGCAACUACAAAGUUAUGUUCUGUCACAAUGACAUGCAAGAGGGCAAUAUACUGCAUGCUAACUCGGGCAGUGAUAAGUCAAAUGGAGCGAGCAAUUGCUCGAACGGUGAUACGAAACCUCUAAACAGUUUAUUAACCUGCGACGAUGCUGAUCCAGAUUUACAAAUCAUAGACUUUGAAUAUUGCGCAUACAAUUAUCGUGGUUUCGAUCUCGCCAAUCAUUUCAUAGAAUGGACAUUCGAUUAUAGUAACCCGGUGGCGCCCUACUUCUAUCAAUACAAGCAACAAUACCCAACAAAGGAGCAACGUCAGAGAUUCUAUGUGGCCUACUUGCGAAAGAUCAAUGAAAAUGUGUUGGGUUACACACCCACACAGGCGGAAUUGGAGAGUGUGGAUGAUGAAGUGCGAGUGUUCUCAAUGUUCUCACACCUGUUCUGGAGUGUGUGGAGUGUUGUGAUGACACUCGCCACCAUUGAGUUCGGUUACUGGGAAUAUGGUGUGGCUCGUAUACGUGAAUAUCAGUUACUCAAAAGCAAAUUUGAGCGUGAACAUGCUCAGGAUUCGUGAUAGUCCGACUAGUGGUGAUAUUUGGAGUAAAGGCCCAGUUAGUUUAGACACUAAAUGUACGCAACUUAAGUUAACUUAAUUUUUUUAUAAGUCUGUAUUAUAAGAAACUUGAGGAACUGUACAAGUAGAUUAAAAAAGCCAUGCGAAUAGAUUAUGAACAAAACAAAAAAAAAAAAAAUAUGUAGGUAGAUCCAAGGAAAUAUGCCUGCGGUAACACUGAUUGGGAAUGUCUGUACAUAGCACAGAAGCCAGAUGUAAAUAGACUUUUAUGCCAUGAUAUGUCAUGUCAUGUUGUGUUAUGUUAUGCCAUACUAUGCCAUGUUAUGUCAUGUCAUGUAAUAAGAUGUCAUACUAUGUCAUGGCAUGUCACUUUAUGUUAAGUCAUGUUAUGCCAUGUCAUGUUAUGUCAUGCUAUGCCAUGUCAUUUUAUGCUAUGCCAUGUAAUAUUAUGUUAUGUCAUGUCAUGUUAUGUGAUGCCAUGUUAUGCCAUGUCAUGUAAUACGAUGUCAUACUAUGCCAUGGCAUGCCAUGUUAUGUUAAGUCACUUUAUGUCAUGUCAUGUUAUGUCAUGUCAUAUUAUGUUAUGUCAUGUAAUUUCAUGUAUAGGCGAGACAGUUACACGCAAAUCUAAUUAUACAGAUUAAGUAACGGCCUAACGUGAAUUGAGGUUAGUUACCAGCUGCUCGUUUUAAUAAUCCGCAAUAAAGCAUUUAUGUAAAAAUUGUUAUUAAAACGAAUUUAUUUGAGGCGCCCUGUAGACUGUGUACUGGCAAUCAGCUAGCACAAAAAAAAAUACCUAUAAAACCAAAAAAUAAGAUUUUAACAAAGAAAUUUAUAUGUCGAGCAAUCGUUGUCAAUUUCUUACUGUAAGUUAGCUUACGAAAAUUAAGCAUCGACUAACUGGGCCUCAACGCAUUUGCUUUGCAAUACUGAGCUGACGUUUGGUAAUGGAUGUAUGCACAUAGGGCUAGGUGGCGCCAUUGCGUGACGUUAUUUUUUUCUUGAAUUUUACUUACGAAUUUAAAGACGGUAAAUUUUGUGACCGGAUUAUAGCUCGUAAUUUUCGCUUAGCGAGGAAAAAAUGUUUGCAAUCGCUAUGCUUUCAUAAAACAGACAAAACAAAUAUGCACUUACUUCCUUAUACAUUUAUGUAAAUAUGCAAAUAAAGAUGAAUAUUCUAAACAUUUAUAAUUGCUUUGGCCAGCUGUGUUUUUCU